Adineta ricciae is the source of this 450-nucleotide messenger RNA. NCBI's taxonomy places the organism in Eukaryota, Metazoa, Rotifera, Eurotatoria, Adinetida, Adinetidae. The record is from the annotation of a GenBank genome assembly.
AUGCAUAUCCUUAUCGUUAUUUACUCAAUCGUUGAUCUCCAUCCGACAGUAAGAUUUAUCAAAAUGAAUUCAUCGAUUCUCGCUUUCGUCGUUGUUGUCAUUCUGGUCAUCAGUGAAAGCAAUGCACGAUCGGCCAAACGCAAAUUUCUUGAUGAAGACUCUGACGAUGAUUUCUUUGCAGACAAACGAGCAACAUCCAACACUGUCCAAAUAAUAAGCAGAUGUACAAGCAUCAUUGAGGGCAAGGAUGCAUUGGGCGGUGAAAUGACUGGUGUUCCUACCGGAAGCGUUCGCAGUGCUGCUGCUUGCGCUGUAUUAUGCGAAUCAUUUUCCGGUUGUGAUCACUGGUCAUUUUCCAAAGAGAGUGGUGGAUGUUGGCUCAAGGAUAAACCAUCACAAAUACAAGACAAUGCUAAUACGUACACAGGCACUUGUACCAAAUCAGCGUAA